Molecule: messenger RNA, 6665 nt
Organism: Cinara cedri
Lineage: Eukaryota; Metazoa; Arthropoda; Insecta; Hemiptera; Aphididae
Source: the annotation of a GenBank genome assembly
AUGCCUUUGAAUUUAACGAGGUUUUUGGAGCGUAAGAUUUUAUCAUCGACGACGUUUUUCCCCGCGGCGAAAACCGUUAAUGACGUGAGGACCUGCGGGACGUCCGUUCCGUGGCUUCAUUAGAUUACUCGCACAUACCUACAUUGUGUUUUAGUCAGUUUACGCUCACGUAAUGGUUGUUAAACUUCUCUUUCUUACAGCUGCCCUCGUGGGUCAGAGCAUAACCCGGCUAUCACCCGACAUCAUCGUCGAACCCGAUAAAUAUCCCAACGUCCUGGAAACAAUUAACAUUUUUCGAACGACCGUUGAAGAUGUAUACCCUUUCUGGCUGGUCGUAUUCGUGUUCACCGCCACCAUUCCCGACAGGUUCAUGAAGCUCUUACACGGUACUCUGGGCACAUCGGUACUGCUGACCAAUGGCACGUACGAACGUUUGGACAGCCAGGUGGCUCUAAUGGUCGUCGACCAGACGGACACCAUGUUGGACUUGAUAAACGAUAAUCCGGCCGUGUGGGAUCAGAUGUCACAUUACGUGUGGCUGAUGCCGCACAUCAAUCGCUCGGAGGCCAGCACAUUGUUCCGGGCCGCUUGGCAACAGAGGUCCGUGGUCAACAUAGUAAUCGUGAUGACUUGGUCCACGUACACGUACGAUCCGUUUAAAGAUGUUCUCAGAGAGCAUUUAUCUUUCAACGUGACCGAGAUCCGCACGGUGGCUCGACAAAAAAUGACAGACCUAAACGGACAUCCGGUUCGAAUCUGCAUGUUUCCCACCAGACUAAAGGCGGUCAAACAGCCUGACGGCUCGUACAAAGGCACUGACGGUAUGGUGGUCGGCACGUUGGCGAAACACAUGAACUUCACUCCCAUUUACAUGGAGCCCAGUGACGGUAAAAAGUACGGCUGGGCCGAAUUGAACUCAAAUUCGAACUUUACGUAUACCGGUCUGUUGGGAGAUUUAGUCCACGACAGAGUAGACAUGGCGUUUAACGGAGCAUUUCUCAAAGUAAAAUUAAAAAUAAAAACACAAAUAUAUACAUAGUUCUGAAAAAAUAAAAUUUCAAAAUUGGGUCUGCUCCUAAAUGUAAAAUAAUUAUUUUAUAUACCUAUUGUUUUAAUAUUUAUACGCUAUACAAGAAACGAAUUAUUAUUUGCUACUUAAUGAAAUUUGAAACAGACCCCGGAUUUUAUGUUUUAUCGAUUUUUUUCUUGAACAAAUUCCCCAUUGCCAUAUCAAUAGAAUUUAGAAACGGACUGAGAGCGGGACAUUUGAAAUUGCAACAUGUUUAUCCGUGUAAAAUACCUUUUAAACUAUUCUUGUUAUACCUGUCAUUCUUACAUUACGAUUGUUGAUUUUAAGUACUUACGUAAAAACUAAAAACUAAAUUAUAUUACGUCAUGCGUGUUGGUCUAUACUAUAAUAUAUUAAUGGGAAUAUCCUCGGGGUAAAACCAAUAAAGUAAAAAUAAUAUACUCUGACUAGUGAGUAGGUAUUUACAGUUUACACGUGUCCGUGAUAAAGUCACGCAAUAAAUAGAACCUAUAAAAUGUAAUAUUACAAUAAUUAUUGACAACAGGUUAAAAUAUUUAUUUUUGUAUUUCAAAUUAGCAGAAACGGUGUGUAAUACUUAAUUGGACAAAAACGAAACGUCAAAUUAAACGAUUUAAAAAUAAUUUAAUUGUUUGCAAGCCUUACUAACCUAAAAUCAAGAUAAUUGAAUUCUCUGAUCUACUAUAGCUUACACAUAUAUAAGGUGAUAAACCUAUCGAAAUAAGACACUGGGAAUAUAAUACAUUUUUUUUUUUUUUAGAUUCGGAGCGUAGCAUAUUGGUUUACUGAUGUUUUUUUUUUGCCUGCGCAAACUUGCUCAAAUGUAUCAAAUUUAGCAAUUUUUCUAAAAGGAAAUUUUAACUAAUCGGUGCAUUGAGGAGAUCAUUUUUUUAAUUUUCCGAGUAGUUUUUAUAAUAAUUAUAAAAAACCGAAAAAGACGUAAAAUAAAAACGGAUACGUUUUAUAUGGCAUUAAUAUUUCUUUUAUUAAAAUUUGUAUGAAUUAUAUUUUCUACCAGAACUUUGCUUCAAUCAAAAAACGACAAAGGAGACCUUGUUUGUUAAAUUUUUGUUAUAUAAUUGGUGAGAAAGUCGUUUAUUUAUUUUCCGUGUUUUUUUUUUUUUUUAAUAAUUGAACAAAACCCUCCAAAAAACGUAAACAUAACGCGAAAGUUUAUGAAAAUGGUUUUAUUAUUUUCAAUUUUAUUUUUAUACUGUAAUUCAGUUAAAAGUAUUCGUAGAGAUUGGAAAUUUUGUCAAAAACUAGACAUGAUAAAGUAGCUUUAAAUUAUAAAAUUGCUGUUAUCGUUGACAGAAAUUCAAAAUUUCAAACCAGGAUAUAUUUAAACAUAAUCGAUUUAUGGAAUCAGUAAUAUAGGUUGCUAAUUGAACAAAAAAAUCGGGAUUCAGGAUAAUGAUUUCACUUCCACUUAUAAAGGUGAUAAAAAGUAACAGUCAUAUAAAAUUUUUAAACUGUUUUUUUGAAAAAUUGUUCAAAAAACAAAAAAUUCCUAUCAAUGGAUGGUCGGUUACUCUGUAAAUGUUCACGUUAACUGUACAAUAAUUCGUAUCGUAUUAUUACUGAAUGUAAUCUUUUCCAUGGCCACGAACUGCUAAAACCAGUGUCCCAACCAUUUUCCUACUCUUUUUUCUAAUCAUAUCCAUAAAUGUUUUUUUUUUUUUUUAUAUAGUCUCGUUUGUUUUUAUUUUUGUUCAACUUUUCCAUUCCGUAUGCCUCUAACACCACAUCUCAAAGGCUUCUAGUUUUCCUUUUCGGUAUCAUUUAUAAAAUAUGUUUCACAUCCAUAAGACAAAUAAUAUUAACAAUUUAUUAUUUUAUACAGGCGUACCAUUCGAACAACUCGAUCCGGUACACGACACCGGUUAUGUUCGACGAAAUAUGUUUCGUCGUGCCCAAAGCGCAGCAAAUGAGCCAGUGGCGGGCAGUUUUCACGGCGUUCGACGUGCGUUUGUGGUAUUUCUUGGCUGCCACGUUUGUCGUGGCCCUGAGUGCGUGGACCCUCAUAAAGCGUACCACCGACACGCCCUACACACUGACCCUGUUAUCUAUAAAUCUGUUCAGAAUUUUUUUAAUGGUACCGCUCAACCGGGUACCGAAAAACGUCCCCGAAAGGUUGAUGGUCGUGUCCACCGUACUUUUUGGCUUCAUAACAGCCACCAGUCUGCAAGCGGUCAUGGUCAAGUAUCUGAGUUAUCCCAAGUACGAACGGGACGUUGCCUCCGUGCAAGAAUUGUACGACACCGGCAUGCCGGUACUGUCGGCUUCCACCAAUCUCAUAUUGUUAUUCGAAGCAGAAGACAAUCCUCUGUACACACAGAUGACCGAUAGAUUUAUCAUUGUCAAAAACAAGUCGUUGGACAUACUGGGUGAAGUGGCCAGCAAGAGGGUAGAUAAAUCCAUUAUUUAUUUGCAUUAAACGGUACCUAUAUAUUUACAUAAAAUAUGUUUGUAGUAAUUGUGUCGAAUCGAGUGAACGACUAUAAAUCAUAACCGUAGGUAUUUGCUAAAUUAAACAUCAAAAGCGAUUCAAAUAACAAGUUAACCUCCAACGAAUAUAAAUAGCCAAAGGGUACCGCGUUUCGCAAGAUGUAUUUCAAUCGGAGAACAGUUAAAGAAAAAAAAAAAUUCCAAUAUUUAUUUUUAACGCGAUUACAGAUUAGACAUAAUUACUGAUUUUGAUUAUAUUAGAAGGGUUGGGUAUUAUGUUUUAUAUGGGCGUCUAUAGCGUUCGAAAUAAAAUCGCAUGUUACAUAUCACAGAUCUUAAAACUCGAUUGUUUCGGAGCGAAACGUUUAUGCAAUUAUACAAUAGUUAAGUACAUUUGAAAUCGAAUUUCAGGAUGAACGAGUAAAAUUACCUGCUUAGCUACACAUACAUUUUAGCAUUUUUAAUGGGUUAUGCCGUUUCAAUGUGGUUCAGAAAAAUUAUAAGAUAAGGGACGUGAUUAAUACUUUAUGAUUAUUGACAUUAAACAUUUGUAUUAGUUAACGAAGUGCACCAUACACAAUACAGAACAACGAAACAGUAGGCGCAGUUCAAACUGUUUGCCCAAAGAGUAAAUAAUGCGUAUUUCAGAAAUCGUUAAGUGCAACUGUUUGCUACAUGAAUGCAUUUUUUGACAAACUGUUCGCCAGAUUCACAAACACUUACGAGUAGUGUUUAAUGGUUUUGUUUACUCGUUAUCACGAUAAAAACAAAAUUUUUGACAUAUAAUUUUGGAGAUUAACCAAAAAAAUAUUUAUAAACGAUAGCAAACAAAUGCAGAAAAUGUGGCAAACUGGUUAUAAAAAAUUAACUCACCAAAAUACGCCUAGUGAAAAGAAAAAAAUUUGCCUAACAAUCUAACUGUAUAACCUUAAAACUUCAUUUUUUUGUUAUUAAUACAUUAUCACACAUAUUAUAUCUCACGUUUAUAUCAACAUUAAUGAUGUACAGCGUACGCCUUGGUCUCAGAAGAUAAGAUCUGACAAUUUUCUACCCUCCCGCACAUUACAAUAUUUCUGCUUAAUUAAUGAGGUGGAAGCGUUUCCUUUAGCCACCGCUGCAAUACUAUCAAUUAAACUUAAUUUAAGGUCUUCCCAACCUUAUGAGGGUAAAAUUCACUGGAAAUUAAAAUUGUGUGCAUUUAAUUUGAGAUACGUAUAAAUUCUAAAUUUCGAAAAUACUAAAUCAAAUUUGACACCUUCAAUGUUUUAUCAAUAAAUAUAAUAAUCUUUCGUUGUUAUAAAAAAAUGAGGCCUUUUGCACAGCAAGAUUAAAAGAUCAAAGAUUAUAGUAUAUGUUAUAUUCAGAAUAAUAUGAACUUAUCUAUUUCUGAAAUGAUGCAUCACCAAAUUAAGGUGAUAAUUUAAACAUAGGAAUUUGAUAAUGUGCAUAUCAUUAAGGCACUAUUAAGGUGUGUAAUCUCAUUCUUCAUUUUGAUUCCAGUUCAUUUUGGUUUUAUUACUUUAUUAGCACUAUUUCGUAUUUCAGUAUUUUCCUCAGUCACUUUUAAGAAAUCUGAACAAUUUAAAUUUUUUACUGACCUGUUACUACAAUUUACGGUACUGUAGCAAAGUAUUUUAACAAGCAAGGAUUGCUGUGGGAGUCACUACAAUAUAUUAAAUAGGUACUACAUAUUUUAAUAAAGUAUUUGAUUACACGAUGUAGAAAGUAAAAACCACAUUAGACAUAACUACACUGUCAAGUAAAAUCACACUUCUAUACUAGAGACUAGAAUACUAGAGCACUAUAAUGGUGCUCUAAUGUAAUACGAUUUUGGAUUUUAUUAUUUCAUAACUACCAUAAAGCCCAAUUUCACAGCCUGAAAAUUUGUAAAUGUCUUCGCUUGGCUAAGUGGAAUAUUGAUAAAGUAUAGUUGUCCGACCUUAUAUUCUAAGAUCUUAGAGUACGCGGUCUUUUGUUCGUGCUGUCUUUCUCUAAGAAUAGUCUGUGGUACAGUCAUAGAAGUGACCGUGUGAUAACUGAUAAGCUACAAUAGCCCGUCCAUUUAUUUAGUAUCUAUGAAAUAUAAAUAGCACUUUUAACAGACUAACAGUAGGUAUAACGAGGAUAAAUACUGUCGCGUAUGUUUGACAACUGUAGUAGAUUUAUUCCAGUUGCGAAUAACAAACAAGUUUAACCGUGACGUUGAAAUUACGUACAACGAUAGGUAUUGCAAUAUUUUGGAAUACCCGCCUAAUAACUCAAAUUACUAAUAUGUCAUAAAUAAAUCGGCGUGCGUGUAUUCCAACAAUUCGAAAUUACUUUGCUAUGGUAUAGUUACUGUGUCUUAUAGUUUUCAAACGGUUCACUUUUCGUUGUUGGUGUACAAUUUUAAAGUGACGUUUUAUUUUAUUUAUUUGCACGUAACCCGGAAUAGGAACAUCAUUAAUAUAAUGUUAUAAAUCCGUUAUACCUAUGGCAUCGUAUCCAAAAUAUGUCAAAUGUUAACUAUUUAUUUGCGAAAAUAAUAUGAUUCAGAUUCUUAUAUUGGCUGCAAUCGCGUAAUAUAUUAUUAGGCGAAUUUGUCGAAUAUUUGAGGAACGUAAGUGUGUGGACUUUGAAAUUCAGUAUGCGCGUCUAAACUAUGCGAAAGAUAAUAUUUUUGACCGUGUGAACCGUGCUUUAUUGAUUUGGUUUUUGGUUUUUUUUUCACCAAUUUCAGACGUCAGCUGCGAUCGGAAGGAAAAACGAUCUAGUGGAAAAAAUCGCCAGAUCCUACGUCAAAAACAACGAGGUUCUGUUACACAUUGUCGAAGACUGUCCGCGGUCGUUUCACAUCAUCUACCUGGUCCGCCGAGACUCGCCUUUCAUGAACGUCAUCAACAACAUUAUCACCAUAUUCGUGGAGAGCGGCAUCGUCAACAGUUGGUUUAUGCACGCGAAACCAUUUCGGCCCAUAUCCGAUUACCAUCACCAAAAAGACGCGCACAAAGUGUUUACCAUGAAAAAUGUGGUGAUCGCUUUUUUGUGCUUAGCGAUCGGAUUGUCCAUCAGCGGAGCUGCUUUUGCUGCCGAACUUAUCUAUUUCCACAAAUUCUCGGCUACGAAAACCGCAUCAGCAGCCGCUACCGUCCGCUAUCCGAGAAAUCCGGUAUUUACCAAACGAUUUUGA